Physcomitrium patens is the source of this 2171-nucleotide messenger RNA. RefSeq lists its product as uncharacterized. NCBI's taxonomy places the organism in Eukaryota, Viridiplantae, Streptophyta, Bryopsida, Funariales, Funariaceae. The record is from RefSeq and is a predicted model, not a curated record.
UGAGGACAACAGUGAUGUGAUUGUUCGCAGCACCACUCUUUAUCAAGCAAUGAAUCUUUUUCAUGGCGAAGUCAUCAGAAUCCUGGCUAUUGGUUAUGUUUUAGCAUAGAUUGCUUCAUCCUAUCCUUGAUCUUUUUUCAGGUUGUGCACGGGUUUGCUCGUUGCAUGGAAUUGAGGUUCAGAGCUUAGUUCGAUUGUAUUGAAGUUCAAUGUAGCAAUCUCCUGCGAGGGCAAGGACUAAUCGAAGGAGUUGAAGCAGCCAUGGAUGCGUGCAUCCGCAACUCCAGAUUGCCGCAUUUGAGCUGUGUGCUGAGAGCGACUGGGAAAUUCGAAAAUCUGAAAACAGUUUCUUUCAUGGUCACAGUUCCUUAGGGUUUUGGGAUUUUGUGCUCAAGGCAGUAGGGCAAAAGCAGAGUCUAUUUUCCCGCUUGUUGGUGAUGCCGCAGGGAUACAAGAAUCAUAUAGGGGUAUUGUUUAGCGCUAUUCGUAAUGGCGUCUCACAUAUUUCCGAGGUUUGUUCAACUUCCGUCGUUCUCAAUGUCCUGCAAACCCAGUUCAAUAACCUCAGGCAUUCUAGUCCGAGCUUCAGGGGCGGUCGUCUCGGUGCUUUCGCGUGCAUUAUCUUCGAAACCUGAGGGAGCACGACGCUCUCACGCCUUCAACUUUGAAGAAUUGAUUUGUAGUGCUGUUCUAAAUGACAAGAAUGCGGGCGAGAGCUUCUUGUUUCAGUCACCCCGAUCUGGCGAGAAUGUACUCGAAUCUGUGGCGACAUCUAGUACUUGCAAUGGAGAGAAAGGGCUAUGGAGUGUUAUAAUACCUACGUACAAUCGUCUUCCAAUUCUCAGGAAGUGCCUGCAAGCACUUGAGGAACAAGAGGGUUACGAGCACAGUGGAAUCGAAGAUUACGAGGUUGUAGUUGUAGACGACGGUUCUACUGAUGGAACUCUUGAAUUCCUUCAACCUAUUCUUAAUUCAGUAGAAGUAUUUAGAGAGAAACCUAUGAUGAAAAGAAGCCAGGGAAACGAGGCAAACAAUGUCUUGAAUGAAAACCUCUCCAGCUCGCCAAUACCUGGACACACCUGUGAUGGAACAUCAGUGCAAUCGAGCCGAGUGUUUCCGCAUGUGAAGAUCAUUCGACAACAUCAUGGAGGAGCAACCAGGGCAAGGAACUUGGGAGUUCGGACAGCAAGAGGAGCUAUUAUUGUGUUCAUUGAUUCCGACCUUGUUGUGACCAAAGACUUUCUGCGAGAGCAUGGUGCUGCUCUCGCUGAGGCCCAAGCUGAGCACGGGGAUGACAACACUUUCACAUAUGGCCGUGUUGUAAAUACUGCAAAUUUCGAGAAUCCCAAGUCUGAGAAAUUCAAGUUAACGGACAAUUCAGCUGCAUUUUUUGCCACUGGAAACGUUGCGUUAUCAAGGAAACUCCUCCUGAAAGCUGGAAACCUGCUUGCGUCCGCACAUGAUGGUCCCUUCGAUGCAGAUUUUAGUGAGUACGGAUGGGAAGACCUUGAGCUGGGGGUGAGAUUGAAACAGGUCGGGGCCAGAAUUAAGCAUGUCCCCUUGGCUGUAGGAUACCACUGGCAUCCAGCAUUCUCGAUGGACCAGAUUCCGAAGCUGGUUGACCAGGAGCGUCAGAGAGGGCGGAACGGUGUGCGGUUCUUCUUAAAGCAUCCCAGCCUUGAUGUUCGCCUUAUGACUCAAUUGACCCUAUUUCAUGAAGGCAUUUGGUUCCUUCUUACACUCGGUGGUUUGCUCACCGAGAAAAACUUGAGACCCAUUCUUGGUAUGCUUGUUGCUGUUGGGCGCCCGGGUCUUGCUGCCGGUCUGCUCUCACCUACACUGAACUGGCACACCGUUCAGGCUAGCAAGGAAGAAAUGAAGAGAUUGAAGCAGCAGGGAAAGUUUGUCAAGAGAAAACCGUAGUUCGUUGAGAAUACGUAGGCAACUUAUCUGAAAUGGAUUUGACGCUGCCAGCACGAGAAGGGUGUCCAUAUAUAGAGGUGUUCGGAUCACUCUUUCUCUGGCGAAGUGGGUGUAGCGCAGAAAAUGGCUAGCUUGGUUGAAUCAAGCUAGUAAACGUGCUCUGUAACAACCCGCAGAUCACUAAAUUGAAAACUUUCCCUUGGCAGCUUUUCAAAAAAGCGUAAGCUGAAAUUCUGUGAUUUUAUAUA